Meriones unguiculatus (Mongolian gerbil) is the source of this 1402-nucleotide messenger RNA. It is a transcript of the gene Fam216a, whose product is annotated as family with sequence similarity 216 member A. Lineage: Eukaryota; Metazoa; Chordata; Mammalia; Rodentia; Muridae. The transcript is spliced from 7 exons. The record is from RefSeq and is a predicted model, not a curated record. Bases 422 to 1177 code for a protein of 251 amino acids.
GGCACGAGCUCACGCGUGCGCAGAGCGCGAGCUGCGGGCCGUUGGCGGUUGGUCCACUGGCGGAGGCGGUUGCCCGGGUGACAGCGGUUCGCGCGUAACGCUCGGCGCCCUGGGCCCGGUGCACCGGUUUGGGGGUUUGACUCCCAGGGUGACAGCCCCCAGUCUGCAGAUCCGCCGAGGGUCUAGAAUCCUGAGGUGGAAGGGCCCGUUUGCUUUAGGGAGCGUGUGGUUGGCCUUGCCCUGACGCAUCCCUCAGAGAUGCCAAGGUGCAGAAGCCUGGUCACCUGAGCUCUCCUUCCCGGGUCUGGCUCCAGGGUCUUGGGUUGUUCCCGGCACCCUCCCGGAGACACUAGGGCAGGGUCGGAGGGUCGAGCCAGGGGCCGUGGCCUCACGGUGGGUGUGGCGCACGCGUGCCGACGGGAUGCCAAGCCGUUGGCCCGGGGCCGCGGAGCCGCCCGCAUUGGCCUGUACGGAAGGCGGCGACGGAUCAGCUGGACAUUCUUAUCACCAGAAUUCCAAAGGCCCUGGUGAGCAGCAUAAAGCAGAUAGAAUCAAAGAGGGAAAUAGAGUGUACUCACACAUUGCCAAGCUGCAGGAGUUAUGGAGAACCACUCAACUCCAAACAGUUCAUAUCCCUAAAUCAGUGACAGAUGCAUCUUUUCUAAAGCACCCAGAACUUACCUCAGGCCAGAGGCGCCACCUGUGCAGCGUUGCUAAGAUCUGUAACUCCAGCUAUCUGAGGACCUUAAUGAAGAGGCAGUACAUGCAUUUGUUUCAUAAUGUUUCACAAAAGCCAGGUGUCCUCACUCAUCACAGAAGCCAUAUCAGCUCUCGCUACUCACAGAAACAGACCUCCCCCUGCACUACAUGGCGACAUCAUCUGGAGAGAGGAGAGUCUUUGAGCAUUGCAGCUGCAACACCUGAAAUGAUCAUACAUUCCCUUUGGCGACCACUGAGACACAAAGAAGGGUUAAAAAUUGGAUAUGCAUCUAAAACAAAAUGCAAGUCACUGAAGAUUUUUAGAAGACCAGGCAGACUGUUCUUGCUACCAGUUUCUUCAAAUGAUUACCAACCAGGCACGAAUGAAGAAACAAAGGAAGAUGAUCUACUGAAUAAAUGCAUGCAGUCCAUGUCCAUUCAAGAACAAGACACAUCUCAUCUCAACCUGACAGUCUAGUCCUCCAUAUCAAGUUCAGCUAUCAGCAAAUAUUCAGAUGCUGGGCAGGAGGCAGACAAGGGACAGUUGGGAACCAUGUAUGGGACAGUGCUAGUCGCCAGUUUGUUGUUUUGGUUGUUGGGAAAUUUACAGCAACCUCCUUUGUCCAAUAUACUUUUGUGUACCAGUGAUAUCUGUGUAAUGUAUGCAUGUUUUUAGCUAUGAACAAUUAAAAUUUUAGUUGAC